AUGUUUCCGUACAAACACGUCCUCCUGAUCGGAGCCACUGCCGGCAUCGGUCGGGCCAUGGCUGACCGUCUGGUGGAAGCCGGCGUCAAAGUGACUGCGGUCGGGCGUCGUCAAGACAGAUUGGACGAGUUUGUCCAGAAACAUGGCGAUGACAAGGCACGAGGAGUGGCAUUUGACAUGGCAGAGCGAGAGAAAAUUCCUGCUUUUGCCAGAGACCUCAUGCACUCCGACAUCGACUGCCUCUUCCUCAACGCCGGCAUACAAAGUCCAGACGACGUGGGCAAUCCAGCAUUCGAUCUGCAGCAAUUCCAUCACCAGAUCAAUGUCAAUUUCUCCAGCUUCGUCGAUCUCGUCCAUGCCUUUUUGCCGUCUUUCACGCAGCGACAAACCCCGACCGGCAUCAUCUUCACCGGAUCCAACCUGGCCAUUGUGCCAGCGGCCAGGCUGUCUGCCUAUUCAGCGUCCAAGGCAGCGCUGAAUGUCUUCACUCUGUGUCUGAGAGAGCAGCUGCGAGAGACGAAUAUCAAAGUGGUGGAAGUGUCUCCUCCGCCGGUUCAGACCGAACUGCACGACUACAUGGGCGAUGCAGGACGCAGUCUGGGAAUGCCACUGGAUAUUUUCACGACUCGGGCCUUUGAGGGAAUUGUUUCCGGCCGCGACCAGAUCAUCAUCGGAUCGUGUGGCCCGGAAGCAGUGUUUAAUGAGAUCGUCGACCAGCGACGGAUGAUUUUCACCAACAUGGCGCAGAUGAUGCGAGACAGGAGCAGAUCUAGUUGUAGCGCAAAAUAG
Messenger RNA from Aspergillus wentii DTO 134E9, 789 nucleotides. RefSeq names its product oxidoreductase, short-chain dehydrogenase/reductase family. The record is from RefSeq and is a predicted model, not a curated record. The coding region runs from base 1 to 789 and encodes 262 amino acids. Lineage: Eukaryota; Fungi; Ascomycota; Eurotiomycetes; Eurotiales; Aspergillaceae. Gene Ontology annotation, molecular function: oxidoreductase activity. The transcript has 3 exons.